UCUUGGUAUUUUGCAUUUGAAACCGGAUAUGUGUGGGUUUGUUUUGUUCUGUUUGAUAAACCAGACGCAGAUUUCCUCAGCAGAUCAUUUCUUCUUUGUCUCUCAUCUAAUACACAAUGGCUCGUUUUCAGACUACGUUAGUGCUCCUCUGCACCAUGGGUUUGUUCUCAGAGACUUUGUGCUAUCUCACAUUGGAGGCAGAAGUUGGAGGAAGUGUCACUAUUUGGUGCCAACAUGGGCAAACUCGUACAAAUUCCAUCUUCUGGUUCAAACACACCACUGAUUCAGUUCCACUUCUUGUAGGGUGUAAAAAGUUUAGAACAUCAGCUCCAUCCCAAAGCUGUUACUUCUUUAAUAACACUGAGCGCCUGGUGAUGUCUGUUCAGCCCAAAAACACGUCUCUCACCAUCACUGCACUGAACAUCUCUGAUACAGGACUGUAUUACUGCAGCUCCAUGGAAUCCAACAUACUGACUUUCAGAAACUCGACCUAUUUACACGUCAAAGGAGUAAAUAAAACUCAAGGUACUGGGAACAAUGCAGCAGGAUACAGCUGUUCCUCUGUGAUCUUCAUGCUGAACACGGUGUUUGGUUCAGUAGUUGUGAUUCUUCUCGGUGUCCUGAUCUUCAUCCUACUGAAGCACAGAAACACACAUGGAGGUGGUGAAGCAGAUUAUAAGGUUGGUGACUCUGAUAUGAUGCAUUACUCUGCACUGCAGUUCUCUAUGAAGAAAACAAUAAGAACUAAGAGGCACAAUGAAAAACAGAAACACAUGUUGUAUAUUAUUUAGUCGCACAGAAAACAGAUCAUCAGUUCUUUACUUAAUGAUACAGCAAGUGUUUCUGAUGCUCUGUAGUUCACGGAACUAUAUCAUUUGUAACAUCACAGUUUUAUAAUAUAAUAUAAUAGAAUAGAACAGGAUGCACAUGUACUUUUUUACUCUAAUCUUUGUCUCAAUUUGUAAUCCAGUGUAAUUUAUUACUCAAAUAUAAAGAGAUUUUUUGCUGUUUUUUAAGAAAAUAUCAUUAGUGGUGGCUUUGAGAA
Molecule: messenger RNA, 1045 nt
Organism: Silurus meridionalis
Lineage: Eukaryota; Metazoa; Chordata; Actinopteri; Siluriformes; Siluridae
Exons: 8
Coding region: 117-791 (224 amino acids)
Biological process (GO): response to bacterium
Source: RefSeq, a predicted model, not a curated record